This is a messenger RNA of Chionomys nivalis (European snow vole), 1737 nucleotides long. It is a transcript of the gene Alkbh4, whose product is annotated as alkB homolog 4, lysine demethylase. Gene Ontology annotation, molecular function: demethylase activity; oxidoreductase activity; actin binding. Lineage: Eukaryota; Metazoa; Chordata; Mammalia; Rodentia; Cricetidae. Gene Ontology annotation, biological process: protein demethylation; oxidative demethylation; actomyosin structure organization. Bases 238 to 885 code for a protein of 215 amino acids. The transcript is spliced from 3 exons. The record is from RefSeq and is a predicted model, not a curated record. Gene Ontology annotation, cellular component: midbody; contractile ring.
GGCGGCUACAACGGCCGCGGCUGCAGUGGUUGAAGCGACUCAAUUGCAGGCUUGCGGCUGCAAGGGCAUCCGGACCUGUCUUAUUUGCGAGAGACAGCGCCACGGGCCCCCGCCUUGGCAGAUCUCCCCUCAGGCUGGGCCGUGGGGCCCCAGGACUCUGACUUUGAAGGUUGGGCCUUCCCGUUCCCGGGAGUGACUCUGCUAGAGGACUUUGUGACCCCAGAGGAAGAGACUGAGAUGGUGCGGCUGAUGGACACUGACCCCUGGAAGCUCUCUCAGUCUGGGCGGAGGAAACAGGACUACGGCCCGAAGGUCAAUUUUCGGAAGCAGAAGCUGAAGAUGGCUGGCUUCCAGGGUCUCCCCAGCUUCAGCCAGAAGGUGGUCCAGAGAAUGGGCCUCUACCGGGGACUGGAGGACUUCCAGCCCGUAGAACAGUGUAAUCUGGACUACAGCCCAGAGCGGGGCUCGGCCAUCGACCCCCACCUGGAUGAUGCCUGGCUGUGGGGCGAGCGGCUGGUGAGCCUCAACCUCCUGUCAGCCACCGUGGUGUCCAUGUCCUGUGAAGCCCCUGGCAGCCUGCUGCUCUGCUCGGCCCCCUCCAUGGGACCUGAUGCUCCUGAGGGCAGCGUCGGGGCCCCUAGCAGGUCUGUCCCCUGCCAGGAGGUGGAGGUAGCCAUCUCUGUGCCCUGCCGCUCUCUGCUGGUGCUCACGGGGGCUGCACGGCACCAGUGGGCACAUGCCAUCCACCGCAGACACAUCAAGGCUCGCCGUGUCUGUGCCACCUUCAGAGAGCUGGCCAGCGAGUUCCUGCCCGGGGGAAAACAGCAAGAACUGGGGCGGGAGCUGCUGCAGGCUGCACUUUCCUUCCAAGGAAGGCCCGUGUGAGCGCGUCCCUGGGGAGCAUGGGCACAAGAGCUGGCACCGGCCUGGCUGGAAACACGGCUCCACCAUAACCAUUAAGGGAGCGAACACUGAGGUCUCUCCACAGCUCAUUAGAGUCAUUGUUUUUUUUUUUUCUUUGAGACAAGGUCUUGUGUAUCCUAGGCUGCCUUCAAGUGGAUUCUGUAGCCAAGGAAGACCUUGAAUUCUUGAUCCUUCUGCCACCACUUCCAGAGUGCCUGGGUUCCUGGUGCGCAGCUGGCAGUCCUGGCUUUAUCAUGGUUGUUUGGUUUCUCUUCUUUUUGAGCAGGGUCUCUGGCCUAGACUGGCCUCAAACUCCCUUUAUAGCCAAGGAUGACUUUGAACUUCUGAUCUGCCUCUACCUCCUGAAUGCUGGGGUUGCCAGUGUGCACCCCCACGCUCAGUUGUUGUUUUUUUUUUUUUUUUUUGGUACUGGGAUAGAACCCAGGGCUUCCUGCUUGCUAAGCAAGUGCUCUGCCAACAAAGCUAUACUCCUACCCUGUUGGGUGUUUUCAGACAAGGCAGGCCUGGACUCACUAUGUAGCCUGUGACCCCAGAUGUCAUGAGCAUCACAUACCCGGCCUGGAGCUGGUUCUGAUGGGCCUGGAUCUUGGAUGCUCUUUGGGUUAUUUAAUUUGUCACAGUUUGGAGGUAUUCGGUCUUUUAAAACCUUAGUAUCCGGGAGAAGCAAGAAGGCUCCGUGGGUAAACGUGCACCACCAAGUCUGACUGCCUGAGUCCAGUCUUUGCAAUCCCCAUGGUAGAGGGAGUGAACCCGCUCCUGAAGUCGUCCUCUGGCCUCCACACACUCACUGCCCCUCUGACAAACUUUAUAAUA